Colletotrichum spaethianum is the source of this 861-nucleotide messenger RNA. Its product is annotated as UPF0658 Golgi apparatus membrane protein. The transcript has a single exon. Bases 1 to 861 code for a protein of 286 amino acids. Lineage: Eukaryota; Fungi; Ascomycota; Sordariomycetes; Glomerellales; Glomerellaceae. The record is from RefSeq and is a predicted model, not a curated record.
AUGCCUCGAAAAACGCCCAACCUUGUUCUUGACUUUGACGGGACGAUCACGAUACAGGACACAAUUGGUACCUUGGCGGAGAUCGCUUUGCGGUUCCAGCAUGAGCACGGCAUCGACUUGUCCUCAGCAUGGCAGCAAGUACUGGAACACUACAGUCAAGAUCAUGCUGACCACGUUGCCACCUAUAAACCGGCCGCAGACGACCGUCUCUCUCUCUCAGAAGAGCUCGCCUACCUGCGGGGUCUGAGGGAAGUUGAGUUGCGAUCCGUUCAGCGUGUGGAGCAGUCGGGGCUAUUUCGAGACCUCAGAAGAGAAGACCUCGCAAAAGCUGGGAACACCGCACGCAUGGAAGGAAGGGUGAAGCUACGCGAAGGGUUUACAGAUCUUAUGGACCUGGCCAAAAAAAACGGAUGGGCAGUCUCCGUUGUUUCUGUCAACUGGUCGAGAUCCUUCAUCAGUGGCGUCUUGUCAGACUACAACUUCGAUGUUGUUGCCAAUGAAAUUGAGAUGGAUGGAACCAUAUUAGGGCCAGCCGUACUCGGGACUCCAGCGAGAGAAACUAUUCUGACGACUUGUGAGGACAAGCUGCGCGCUUUGCGUGCCUUAGCCACUCGACAAGGCGCAGACAAUGCUGAGGCAUUAAUCUACUUUGGCGACUCCACGUCGGAUAUCGAGUGUUUGCUGGAGGCUCGUGGCGUUGUGGUAUCGUCAGGUCCGGAAUCGAGCUUGAUGAAGACUCUGCGGAGGGUGGGAUACGAUGUACCUCGUGUGGAUGAAUUCCAUCCGUCCAGUGGUAUUGUAUGGGCCUCGACGUUCGCGGAGGUUUUGAAGAGCGGUUUUCUUUCUUCAAGAGACGACUAG